UCAACCUCCCCGUACGCCCGCGUAUGAUCCGUUAAAUCCUUCUCUCUCUUCCCUAGAUUCUCUCUCUCUUCCCUGGAUUCUCUCUCUUCCCGGGAAACCCAGAGAAAAAAGAAAAAAAACCCAGUCGACCUUCGUAUGAUAUAAUGCAGGCAAUCGUAUAAUGUUUUCCGAUCAAAUUAACUACAACACUUUCCCGAUAAACUGAUCGUAACCGAAUCUUUAAAACAAAGAAAAUCGAGGAGAAUGAUUAUGGGGUAUAGUGACGGUGGUUGUGAUCCUGUUUUGUCAAGUUUUGAAGGUCAUGAAAGAGACAACAAUAGCGGCGGCGGCGGCGGCGGUGGUGGCGGUGGUGGUCAUGCAAGCGAUUCGGAUACUAAUUCCGAGUUAAACAAUGAUAAUGUUACUGCUCCUCCUGCUGCUAAAAGACUUAAAACUACUGCAACAAUAUCUCAGGCUAUAAGUCUCCUUUUCGAGCUCUUACCUCCUCCAAAGAUAAAGCUAAAGCUAAGAGGGGCUGAGAGGUUGAUAAGUAUAAUGGGUACCCCUCAACCAGCAAAUAACUCCAAAGCUAUUAACUUCUCUGCUUUGUCUCUUCAAAUUGGUUCUUGGAAGUUUAACGCAAUGCGUGAUGGAGAUUUGGUGGUCAAGUGUUUCUUCAAGGCUAAAAAGAUGGCUUGGGAAGUAUGUCUUUUUGACGGGAUUGGGCCUAAGAGAAAGGCCAAAAUUGAGUUUGAUAGCUCCAAUAUUCAAGAUAUGGAUAUUUUUGUCCCUGAAAACAGUCCAGGAUAUCUUCGUAUAAAGAUGAAGGGAAGUCCCUCGUUCUUCUUUGAAGUUGAUCCACAACCUAGGAAGCACACAAAAUGGCAAGCAACAACUGAAGAUUUUACCGACAACCAAGCUUCUCAAGCCUCUUCUGUGCAUGUAGUUAAAUGCAAAGCAGGUGUAUUGGAGAAGAAUUAUGUUAAGUUAAAGACUGCUUAUCCUGUCAAAAAAUUCCGCGAAUUGCCCUUGCCAACCCUCAAUCAAGACUAUCAAUUGCUUGUUGGUUCAGUGGUGAUUGGGGCUGAACAUGGUAGGGAGAACCCGUGUUCGAUCCCCCGCAACAACAAUUGACCGGGGAUUGAAACCUAUCCACCCAGAACUCGCCCCGAAUCCAGAUUAGCCCUAAGGAUGAACCGGGUGCUAACACCAAAACAAAACAAAAAAAAUACUAUGCAGACUUAGUUUUUAUAUCAUAUAUUCAUGCAUAUAUACUACCUCCGUUUGGCUUUGUUUUUAUAUCAUACAUUCAUUCAUAUAUACUACCUCCUUUUCAAUAAGUUAUUUACAUUUACUAUUUGCGCGAAAUCCAGUACAAUGUUUGACCGUCAAUAUAUCCAAUUUUGUAUAGCAAAAUAUAAAAAGUUGAUAUUUUAUUAAAAUACAUUUCGAGACGAAUCUAACAAGAUAUCUCAUGAUAAUUUUUUAUAGAUAUAAUAGUGAUAAUUUAUGGUCAUAGUUUUGACUGUUGAACACAUUUUUAAAAGCGUAAAUAAUUUAAUAAAACGGAGGUAGUAUUUGCUAAUAUGAAUGUACGUACCCCUAUAUCUAUUUUAGAGCUGAUCAACGAUGGCCCGGCCCGAAAAAUACUUGGGGUUUGGGCAGACUUGGCCCGACCCGACCCGAACUUUUUAAAAAAUUUGCGGGCUUUGGACAACGUAAAACAACAAUUUUAGUUAUAAAUUAAGCCCGGCCGAAAUAGCGGGUUUUGGGCACAAAAAACGGCCUGAAGUUUGGCCCGGCCCGACAUAAUGGGCAGAUUUUUAUGCCCUCGACCCGGCCCCGCCUUUCGAUCAGGUCUAAUCUAUUUAUUAUUACUAUUAUUUAUAAUUUUAUAUGCUUCACUUGUUGAAUUUGCUA
Spinacia oleracea (spinach) is the source of this 1899-nucleotide messenger RNA. RefSeq lists its product as uncharacterized. The record is from RefSeq and is a predicted model, not a curated record. The transcript has 6 exons. NCBI's taxonomy places the organism in Eukaryota, Viridiplantae, Streptophyta, Magnoliopsida, Caryophyllales, Amaranthaceae. The coding region runs from base 244 to 1113 and encodes 289 amino acids.